AUGUCCUCACCUAUUCUCCAUCACAUCUCUGCAACCCCAACCAUCAGUACUGCCACCGAAGAUCCGUUUAUCUCCCCUGACUUCCAUCUGCGAGACCGAAGCCUGAGUCCGGCGUCUCGUGUGUCGGUAGCGUCAUCAGCGGCCGCCAGCUUUGCUGAUGUCUCAACUUCUCAGCGUUCCCGCUCCGCGUGGUGGUGGCCUAUAGAUGCCCCAUUUCGAAUCUCACCCUUCAGAGCGAUUCCAUUACGAUGGCUUGUGAUCUUACUCUGCCUCAGUAUGGCUUUUAUCAUCUGGCACUUGCCCCUACCUACGACGCGCGAGCUCACACCGCAGUUCCCGGGAUCCCACUCUACCACUGCCCUUCAAGUUCUUCGACCUCACAACUCUGCCGGAGUCCCUAUAAAGGACCCUGAACAGUGGUUGAGAGAAAACUCGGAGGACGCUGUUGCGAGGAACGAGAGGUGGUGGAAGAGGUCUCCGCGAAAACCCAGGGCUGCAAUCAUUAGCUUAGUACGCAAUGAAGAGCUCGAAGGAAUCAUGCAAAGUAUGCGCCAGCUAGAGCAUCACUGGAACAAGAAAUAUCAAUAUUCUUGGGUGUUCUUCAACGAAAAACCCUUCAGCGAAAGAUUCAAGGCUGCGACCUCGAACCUAACCUCAGCACGAGUCUACUACGAGCUGAUUCCGAUCGAACAUUGGUCGACGCCCGAAUGGGUCGAUGAAGAUCGUUAUAUGAAUAGUCUUGACUACCUGGGGACUAUUGGCGUUGGCAAAGGUUGGAUGCUCAGCUACCGCAACAUGUGCCGGUGGAAUAGUGGUUUUUUCUACAAGCAUCCUAGGUUGAGAGAUUUUGAUUACUACUGGCGAGUAGAGCCAGACGUCCAUUUCUUCUGCGACAUCAACUACGACCCGUUUCGUUUCCUCCACGAAAAUAACCUGGUCUACGGGUUCAAUAUGAAUAUUCUCGAUGAUGCUCGUUCUUUCCCGACGCUUUGGGCAAAGACAGUAGACUUCAUCCAACAGCAUCCGGACUUAGUGCACCCAGACGCCGACCUCGACUGGCUUGUGGACGAGCAGGGUGAGUAUAACAACUGCCAGUUCUUUUCCAACUUCGAAAUCGGAAGCCUCAACUUCUUCCGAGCCAAAGAGAAUGAGAAGUACUUCGACUGGCUUGACAAGCACGGAGGAUUCUACUACGAGAGAUUCGGCGAUGCACCAAUCCACACACUGAGUGUGGCGAUGUUUGCGCCCAAGCAGGCAGCGUGGUUCUUCCGCGAUAUUGGCUAUCAGCAUGAUAUUAAUCGGCAUUGUCCGCCACACAGUGAAGAUAGGUGCUCAUGUCAGCCAACCAAUCUUGACGAGAACUUCUACAAACUGGUGCCCCUCGAGAGUCCACAGAUGAAGCCGAGGGACACUUGUAUUCGGCAGUGGCUGGGUUCCGGAGUCAAUGGCCGAGGAGUUGAUUGGCUCAAGAAGAAAGAUGGAUGGAGUCAAGAUGCCGAGAGAGCGUUUGGGGGAGAUGGAUAUGGUGGGUACGUGGUUGAUGGUAUGGUGUGA
Molecule: messenger RNA, 1554 nt
Organism: Endocarpon pusillum Z07020
Lineage: Eukaryota; Fungi; Ascomycota; Eurotiomycetes; Verrucariales; Verrucariaceae
Exons: 3
Coding region: 1-1554 (517 amino acids)
Biological process (GO): protein O-linked glycosylation; protein N-linked glycosylation; cell wall mannoprotein biosynthetic process
Cellular component (GO): Golgi apparatus; membrane
Molecular function (GO): alpha-1,2-mannosyltransferase activity
Source: RefSeq, a predicted model, not a curated record